Lepisosteus oculatus (spotted gar) is the source of this 8967-nucleotide messenger RNA. NCBI's taxonomy places the organism in Eukaryota, Metazoa, Chordata, Actinopteri, Semionotiformes, Lepisosteidae. The record is from RefSeq and is a predicted model, not a curated record.
CUCCAGUGACGCCAGUUCUCCUCGUCGCCCCCUGCAGGCCUGCGGAAGGUGAUGGUGAGGGCCCACCGCCAGGCCUGGUGCUGGCAGGACGAGUGGUAUGGCCUGACGAUCGAGGACAUCCGCCAGCUGGAGCACGAGACGCAGUUGAUGCUGGCCCAGAAGAUGGCGCAGUUCAGCUGCAGCGAGGAGGGCGAGCAGAACGGGGCGGCUGCCUCCCCGGGAGACAAGGACCAGGAGGCCAAGGCCAUCUCUUCCAUCGAGGCCGAGGAGCCGCCCAGCGACAUGGCUGACUCCCUGCAGACCAGAGGCGGGCUGACCAAACAGUGGUCCACUUCUUCCAAGUCCUCCCGCUCGUCCAAGAGAGGAGGGAGCCCCUCUCGUCACAGCAUAUCAGAGUGGAGGAUGCAGAGCAUCGCGCGGGACUCGGAGGACAGCUCGGACGACGAGUUCUUCGACGCACACGAGGACCUGUCAGACAACGAGGAGAUCUUUUCAAAAGAGAUCACCAAGUGGAGUUCCAAUGACCUGAUGGAUAAGAUAGAGAACACAGACACAGAUGAGGUCCAGGGAGAUCUUUACCAGGACACCUCAGUGUGCUACAAUGUCACUUCAAGUGUGGAAAGACUCAGCAUGAUUGAGAUUCAAACCUCUGUUAAAGGUACCAACGAUAGUUCUGCCCUCCCUACCAUUACAGUGACAAGAGUGACGGCAGACGGCUCCACCCAGCAGUCCCAGCAGCCCAGCAAGAUCCACGUCCUCAUCCUGGUCCUGCACGGGGGGAACAUCCUGGACACCGGCGGCGGAGACCAGAGCAGCAAGCAGGGCGACGUCAACACCAUCACCACGGCCUUCGAGACGGUGAUGCGGGUGCACUACCCGGCGGCUCUCGGCCGCAUCGCCAUCCGCCUGGUGCCCUGCCCCGCCAUCUGCACCGAGGCCUUCUCUCUGGUGUCCAACCUGAGUCCCUACAGCUAUGACGAGGGAUGUCUGUCCAACAGCCAGGACCAUAUUCCGCUAGCUGCCCUGCCCCUGCUGGCCACUUCCUCCCCACAGUACCAGGAGGCGGUGGCCACGGUGAUCGUCCGGGCCAACCAGGUGUACGGUGACUUCAUCAAAUCGCAGGAGGGAGUCUCCUUCACUGGGCAGGUGUGUCUGAUAGGAGACUGCGUGGGUGGCAUUCUGGGAUUUGACGCUCUGUGCAACAGCAACCAGACAGUGUCAGAGAGCCAGAACAGCAGCAGGAGAGGCAGCGUGGUGAGUGUCCAGGACAACGACCUGCUGUCCCCGGGAAUCAUCGUGAACAACAGCUACUGCUCCGGCAGCUCCAACCUCGAGGGCAGCCGGCACCUGAGCCGCAGCAACAUCGACAUCCCCCGCAGCGGUGCCGACGACCCCAAGAAACAGCUGCCCCGCAAGAGGAGCGACUCCUCCACCUACGAGCUGGACACCAUCAAACAGCACCAGGCCUUCUUGUCCAGCCUGCACUCCAGCGUCCUGCGAAACGAUCCCAGCUCCCGCAGAUCCAGCAGCUCCACAAUGCUGGACGGAGGUUCCCUCGGGAAGUUUGAAUUUGAGGUGUCCGACUUUUUUCUUUUCGGCUCCCCGCUGGGCCUCGUGUUGGCGCUGAGGAAAACCGUCAUCCCCGCUCUGGACGUGGCUCAGUUGCGACCGGCGUGUCAGCAGGUGUACAACCUGUUCCACCCCGCUGACCCCUCGGCCUCCCGCCUGGAGCCCCUCCUGGAGAAGAAGUUCCACCUCCUGCCUCCCUUCAAUGUUCCUCGGUACCAGCGGUUCCCCCUGGGAGAUGGCAACUCCACACUCCUGGUCGAGACAGUCCAGAGCAAUCCCAUUAUCCUCAUGGAGAGCAGCGGCUCAUUGGCUGCUCUCCGCUCCCAGGAGGGCAUCAACGAGACCAGUAUACCAGUCCCGGUUCUAAACUGGCAGGACGGCUCCAUAAAAAAUCCAGCUGCCACGGAGUCAGAUGUUGUUCAGUCUCAUGGUGCUGUCUUCGUGGACCCUUCGUCCCCCUCCUCCCCCAUUACAGCCCCUCACUGCCGGGGCCUGCGGAGAGCCAGUGAGGUCAGCAUUGCCAGCCAGGUCUCAGGAAUGGCAGACAGUUACACUGCCUCCAACAUAGCCAACACACAAGCAUGCCAACUUAACCAUUCCAAAAAACUAAGCCUUUUAUCCCAACUCGCUCUCCCCUACAAUAAGUCCUUUCUAAGAAGCCCUUCUCCCAAGUCCCGUAGAAAGUCACAGGCAGACAGAGGCAGAGGCCCCGACUGCUCGAAUCACGUAGAGAAGAGCAGUUCCUUGGGGCCUGUCCGCAGUCCCGGCACCAUUUCGCUGAUCCCGCCACUGGAUAUUGAGCAAGUUGCGGCGCGCUGGUGGGGAACAAAGAGGAUUGAUUUGGCCCUGUACUGCCCGGACGCGCUGACUGCGUUCCCCACUGUAGCACUGCCACACCUCUUCCACGCCAGCUACUGGGAGUCCACAGACGUGGUGUCCUUUCUGCUCAGACAGGUGAUGAGGCAUGAGAACUCCAGUAUCCUGGAACUGGACGGGAAGGAGGUGUCAGUGUUCAGCCCCUCCAAACCUCGAGAGAAGUGGCUGAGGAAGAGGACUCACGUUAAAAUCAGGAACGUGACGGCGAAUCACCGAGUGAACGACGCAGUAUUCACAGAGGACGGGCAGCAGGUGGUGACCGGCAGGUUCAUGUACGGCCCCCUGGAUAUGGUCACGCUCACUGGGGAGAAGGUGGACAUUCACAUCAUGACUCAGCCCCCGACUGGGGAGUGGGUCUACUUCGACACCGAGCUGACGAACAGCAGCGGCCGCAUCUCCUACGUCAUCCCAGAGAGCAAGCGCCUGGGCAUUGGCGUGUACCCCAUCAAAAUGGUGGUCAGGGGCGACCAUACAUACGCGGACAGCUAUCUGACUGUCCUGCCCAAAGGGACGGAGUUUGUGGUGUUCAGCAUCGAUGGCUCCUUCGCCGCCAGCGUCUCCAUCAUGGGCAGCGACCCCAAAGUCAGGGCAGGAGCCGUGGAUGUUGUCAGGCACUGGCAGGAUCUGGGCUACCUGAUCAUCUACGUGACGGGGCGGCCCGACAUGCAGAAGCAGAGAGUGGUGGCCUGGCUGUCGCAGCACAACUUCCCCCAUGGCAUCGUGUCCUUCUGUGACGGGCUGGUCCACGACCCCCUGCGCCACAAGGCCAACUUCCUCAAGUCACUCAUCACCGAGUCUUAUAUGAAGAUCUAUGCUGCAUAUGGAUCCACAAAGGAUAUUUCGGUGUACACAUCCAUUGGAUUGUCGCCUUCUCAGAUUUACAUUGUUGGCCGACCCACCAAAAAGAUGCAGCAUCAGUGUCAGUUCAUCACGGACGGCUACGCCACCCACCUGUCCCAGCUGGAGUACAGCCACCGCUCCCGCCCCGCCAAGACCAGCACGCGCAUGGUGCUGCGCAAGGGCAGCUUCGGGCUGGGCGGCAACACCGACUUCCUGAGGAAGCGCAACCACCUGCUGCGCACCAUCUCCUCCCAGCCCGGCGGCGCCCCCGCCCCCGCCCACGCCAAGCCCGAGCGGACGCAGAGCCAGUCCGACAGCGAGAGGGAGCGGGAGCGCAUCGAGCGCAGCCAAAGAAGCAUGAGCAUCGCGGCGGGGUGCUGGGGCCGGAGCAGCAGCACCAAACUGGAAGCCGGAGCGCUGGGUCAGAAAUAGGCCGAGCAGGGAGAGGACUUUCGGCGGCCUAGGGACUCGGGACGGGAGCAAAGGGGGGGGAGGGAGAGCGAGGAGCAGGACUUGGCAAGUCAGUUUCGGGGGACACAUCCGGGAGGGUGGGGGGAAGGAGCAGAAGCAAAUAUGGUGCUACAGUUUUUUUUAAAAAAAACAGGAACAGCAUCAACAAAGGAAAGGCGUCGAGGAUGCAGAGAAGUUGUGCUUUGAGCAUCACAAAAAAAAAAAUGCAGGCCUUAAACCAGUGCUCGGUGUUCCUGUGAGGAACAUUAGCUCUCGUGACUUAAAAUGGGGGGAAAAAAGAACCACUGGACGGAAGAGUAUGCUUUUGGAUGAAAUGUCAUUUGAUCAGGAAUGUGCUAAGUUCUGCAUCUUUUCUUAUCCAGGUUUCUGAGAGACUCUUUACAUGUAAAUACGUGCCUCCUUCACCUUCGCAGUAUGUUAAGAAAGGUCAGUUUGGGGUGUUGUUUGUGUGCAGCCGUGUGGAUCUUUUCUGAUGGUUACUUGAAAUUCAGUGCGGGAGAAUUCACUUGUAUACAUAUUAAAGACCAGUGGUGCUUCUUUAGAAUCUUGCUGUAGAGUAGUACUAGGCAAUAAUGAAUCUCUCAAUGCAUAUGUUACAGAUCUACAGAACACAUUUUUUAGCACGGCCUGCAGGUCACCAGAGGCCUUAUCCAACACAUUUCCUUCCUGUGUGAGAUCAAAAAAUGGUUUACACUAACAAUAUUAAAAAAUAAAGCAGGAGUGGUGUGCAAAGCAAGAUCUUUAUUGUAUUAAGAAAAGUAACUCCUUUCACUUUUUUCAAAAAUAACUCAGUUUUGGAGAAUAUCUUUAUCUCUGGAAACUGCUUGCAAUACCUCUAGUAGUGUGUCCUUCAGUCUCUGCAAGAGUCUGUUUCACACUUGCAUUGACCCUUUAAACCCCACUGAAGCACACCAAUCCUCAUUUGCCUGGAGUGCAGAAGCAGUUUGGAAGAGAUCACUUUCUUAGGCGUCUGAUUCAAGAAAGAUUGUUUUAGAAAUAGCUAGGAUUAAAACUGAACAUUGCUCGUCAAAUAGACUGUUCCACAAUAUUCUGGAAUGAUUUAGUCUGAACAUAGCUGAAACUAUGAUGGUCUGGGCAAAUGUGAAAAAAAUGACUACUGUUUCUUAUCAGAAGGGGCUUUAAUGAUGCAAAACAAGUUCCAUAACAUUUUGUCUUUUCGAAGGAACUCUGAAAAUUUAAGAGCUUCUGACAGGCUAUGUUACUGUAGAUCUUCUUGUGCAACGUACACUUGCACAGCAUAAAUUCCACUUUUCAUCUUUUAGUAAAGGAGAACAUUUAAUUGCAUGCAUGCCUUAGACAUGCAGAGGAAGUGGCGAGCUUUGGUAAAAUCAGUGCAUUUAGGGAGGGCUAACUGGUUCGAGGUUUGCCUGACUGGCAGAGGUGAUCAUGCGGGUUUUAAAUGAAUCACUCUGCAGGAAAGCACACCUGGGCUUCACCUUGACCUUCAUAAAAGAUCCAUACCUCUCCACAGCUCCACUCACACCUCCACAUUCUCUAGCGGAAUGUCCUGGGGGCAAACUGUAUCAGCAGUCACUCAAAAUCAACAAAACAGCCAAAUCUUUUUUAAAGCUGUAGUAGCUCAACUGUAUAACCUCAUUGUUUUUGCACUAACUUUAGAAUGGAGAUCUUGUUACCAUCUCAUGUGGCUACAUGUUGUUAUCUGUAGUGCAUGAUAGCUAUUAUUUAUUGCCUAUCCCGGAUGUGUGUGUGCGUGCGUGUAUACUUUCUUAACUUUCAGGAUAUAAAAAAAAAAGUUAACGUGCCAAAAAGGCAGUACAUGUGAGUGAUUAAGCAUGGAAGGGGCCAUAUCCAAGCUUUCCAUUAUAUUACAGCCGGUCCAGAGCUCUGGACUUCUAUUUUUCAUUAUAGUUACGUGAUUUAGUUCUACAGAUAUUUUACAAAUGGAUUAACUAUAAUCCAAUCUGUUAAUAAAUUCUGGGAUCAGAUUUCCCCCCAGAAUUGAAAUUAUGAUCUCAUAUAAAUCUUGUCAUCUAUAUGAAAUGUGCAGACAUGUCAGGGGUGUUUUAUUAUUAACAGUUAGCAAUUGUGUGAGUAUUUUGGAACUGUGAUUUUUUUUUUACAAUGAAGUUACAAGACAAAUUCCAGUAUAAUUUUGUGCUUUAAAAGUUAGAAUGAUUUGCCUUGUACAGUAUUAUAUUUUUGUUACAAUCUGUGAUAUUGCAAAACACUGGAAUUGGUAAUAAUGUGUUCUUUCUGAACAUGUGUGGCAUUAUAUUAUGACAGUAAGUAUUCUGGAAAAUUUAGAUAUGGCCUAAAACCAAACCAUAACUGUAGAAGGCAACUGAAUAUGAGCAUAGGCGGAUGGUAAAUAACAAAAUUGCAAGCUCUUUGAAAACUAAAUGUGUAGAUAGUGUAAAGAUUCUGUAAAUGUUAUGAAAAGUAGGUCUAUACAGUCGAAAGUUAUUUAUUUAUGUAGAUAUAAAAGGUGAUGGAUCCUUCAGGUUUUAUUAUAUUUAAAAAUGUAGCCUUUUCUGUUUCAGAUGUAUAGAAGUUAUUUUAAUGGACCAAGAAUAAUGUAUCUUGUCAGUGUGUAUAAGUGCAAUAUUAUCACUCUUCAUAGCUGAGAAACAGAAGAAGAACGUCAUGUGCAUUGACAAUCAGUGUACCAUGUGUACUGGGUCUACACUCACUGGCCAGAAUAUUAGGAACACCCACCUCCCGGAUAACAUAUUUAGCCUCUGCAUGUAGCAAUACUACAGCACCACUGCUGACCUGCGAUCUAAAGAGACCUUGUCACACACCUCAGAAGGUCUGCUGCUCCAUCACAGCCCAUUCUUCAUGCAGGCCUGUCUCCAAGCACUUGAGUUGUGUCAAGAGCCAUUGGCAGUGCGAAUGAAUGGCAGGAAGGUGAUAGCAGUCUGUCUCACGCUUUACAAGUUAAUCAUGCAUUGUCUAAUGCCGAGGGAGUCUGUUCAUUCCUCAUAUUUUGGGUAGUGAGUGUGUAACCCCUUUGAUAAACCCAUAGCACCAUAUACAGUAAUAGCCUUUUUCAGUUACCAAUAAGUAGUACUAUAGCAUACACACAAUAAAACUGUACCCUUUAUUACAAGUAGAUAAAAUAGCAUCUUAUCCGUUAAGUCAGAAUCCAACAGUGAAUAGAUCUAUACAUCUGUGAAUAGACAUGCUAAGUGAUGGGUGAGCUUGUUUGGGAGCCAAGCAAUAUCUACAUGUUUUCCUAAAAGUUGUUUAAAAGAAGAACCAAUAGUACUUUUGUGAAAAAGAAAUGACUUAUCCUGCAUAUUCAUAAGUGCAGUAAGGGGGUUUUACCUUGUGGGGGGUGACUUUUUGUACCAUGUAGCUUCGAUCUACACAGCAAAGAGAGGCCUGUUUCUGGCUUUAUCUUCAGGAAAUCACCCCCUGGAGAGGGUGGGGAUGGUGUAAAGUGGUUGCCAACAGCCAUCAGAAUGGAGCCAACAGAUCUUGCUGCCAAACUAUUGACGGGUAAAUAUAGUACCAAGGGCAGUCUACAAUGUGCAGGAGUAUUUUAGUCAUUGUUGGUAAACUAGGGCACAAAAUUCACCAAAUGGGUGAGCACACGCUGAAAUUACUUUAUGCUAAUUUAUCUUGGUUAUCUACACAGAUCAUUAAUGCCACGUUUCCUUUUGUGUCAUCUCAUUUCGAAUUUGAGCUCAAAUGCUCUGAGCCUUUUUCUCGGCUCGCCGUUUUAAUUUUUGUCCCCAUCAGAUCACUGAAAAGCAGAAGCCACUCCACUCACAGCACAGGAGACCGAGAGCUGUCUCUUUGGCACAGCACACACAGCAGGAAGCAUGUUAGCCUGCCACAGCACUGGGCUCUGCCCUGGACAUCGUCCAGGGCUCACUGGUGUGCCAUUGUUUGAAACUUCCCGGGAUCAGAUUGUAUGAGAAACUCACAAUCGACUUUGCUGCAAAAACCCUGAAGCGUUCAGCAUGGAUUCUGCCUAUGUGGUUCAGUGGGACCUGUAAGAACUUUCUUCUGAAAUACAGUGUGGGGAUGCACUGCAACAAACAUACAAAAAAAUGCUCUUGGUCAAGUUGCCUUAGGAGACUUUACUAUGCCUGUACCAGAGAUGGCAUAAGAUAUUGCAGACUGCAGAAAGUAUUAAAUAGGCAAGUCACAGAGGACCCUAGAUAUGUUCUGCAGUAGGCCAGCAGAAGCAGAUUUUUCCCUUUGCUGUUCUUAAUCUGAAAAGAAGCCGGCAAAGCAGGACAAACAUACUUACUGAGCGUUUCGCGUCUUUCAGAUAUCCUGGGCGAAGAUGUUUUGAAAUAUUUACUACUGUCCCUUUACUACUAAAACAUUUUAUAAUAAGAAAAAAUAUUUUUAAAGGUUUAUAUUUUACUAGGUCUAUAGUCUUGCAAAUAUUACAGACCUUUUUUUUUUUCCAUUUAAUUCAGUCCGAUCGAAUUAAUCGUAUGUACAGGGUCCUGAUAGAUAAUACACCACAUGGUCACCAUCAGCAGGGGAAAGCAGUUUUGUCCACAUUGUGAAUCUGUACUAAUCACUGAAGUUCACACCACACCACCAGAUAUAGAAGAAUUUUUUGUUAUUUGACUUGAUAUAGCUCACAAAAAAAGCGGUGUCCAUUUUAUGCUGUAAACAGUACUUCUUAACCAGCAGGUUUCCUGAGUGGUAAGUACUCCGUUCCAAUUAUUGUUCAAUAUCAAUAGCUCUACUAGUUAGCUUUGCUGCAGUAAAUCAGAAGCCUUAUGUUUCCUUUCAUUGUUUUAUCUCCAUGAAUAUAUUGAUGAAUUUAACGGAAACUUUUGUAUGUUUAUUAUAUUUUAUUUAUAUGGAAUUGUCAAAUAUGGGCGUAGGUGAACACAAUAAAAAUACUUAAGAUUUUCCUAGAUAUGAAGGAUGACUGCAUACCAAUUAUAACAUCAACACUGAGAAAUAAAUGUUUCCAAAUUCAAUCUGCUGCUUAACAGUUUUUUUUUAUUUUACUGUAUUAAUUUCAAAAUAAGUGUGUUAAGAUAAUGUUUUAAUCUACUGUGUAACACUUCACACCUGCAUAUUUCUUCUUUCCUGGCUGUUAGUGCAAUGUUCUAAUGCCUGGGUGUGCUUUGUGUACAGUAUCAUUGUAUGUAAUGUGGAUUAAAAAAAAUUGGACAGCUAUUUUAUUCUUUACUUGUGUUCUAUGUACAGUGUAUAAAUAAAUAUUAAAAGGUUAAAAUGAUUCACACAUCA